Malassezia pachydermatis is the source of this 843-nucleotide messenger RNA. RefSeq lists its product as hypothetical. Gene Ontology annotation, molecular function: phosphatase activity. The transcript is spliced from 5 exons. The record is from RefSeq and is a predicted model, not a curated record. Bases 1 to 843 code for a protein of 280 amino acids. Lineage: Eukaryota; Fungi; Basidiomycota; Malasseziomycetes; Malasseziales; Malasseziaceae.
AUGUCAAACGGAUCUCUAGGGUGUGUGCGUGCAGUGCUAUUUGAUAUGGAUGGUCUCCUUAUUGAUAGUGAGCGCAUAUACACUGAUGUAGUUAAUGAGAUUUUGAAGCCAUACGGCAAGGAGCAGACCUGGAGCAUCAAAGCACGUCUUAUGGGCAAGCCGGAACGUGAUGCGACAAUGGUACUCCUUUCGAGCCUAUGGCCGCCGAAUCCCGAGAAAGAAGACGACGUGAAGCGGGGGUUCAGUGAAGACUGCCCUUUCACCAUCGACAACUUCUUGGUAGAGAGGAAUGCGCGUCUUCUCCCCGCAUUUGAAACUGUGUCACCUAUGCCUGGCGCACAGCGCCUCGUCCAGCAUCUUUCCAAGCAUAAUAUUCCUAUCUGUGUCGCAACAGGCAGCAAGCGUCGAAACUGUACGUGGCUCUUGGUACUGACCGGCGGAGUCCAGAUCAAGUCGUCUGCAAACCCUGACCUUUUCAAGUGUUUUGGCGACCGUGUAGUAUGCGGUGACGAUAAGGUGGUAGGCCGAGGCAAACCCAACCCUGAUAUUUUCCUCAUUGCUGCAAAGUAUGGGCUUGGUUUGCAACAUACCAAGGACGGCGAAACAUUCGUGCAAGGUAUUCGUGAUCCAGGUGCCGAGUUUGAUGGUGUAUUGAAAGGGACUGAAGGUGAAGUCUUAGUCUUUGAAGAUGGCUUGCCUGGCGUCGAGGCGGGAUUGGCCGCUGGCAUGAAAGUGGUUUGGGUGCCUGACCCCAAUGGUCCUACCGUCCAGGCGCAUCAAACGAUCUCAUCGCUAAAAGACUUCCAGCCUGAACUUUGGGGGCUGCCGCCAUUUGAUGCAUAA